This is a messenger RNA of Trachymyrmex cornetzi, 395 nucleotides long. RefSeq lists its product as uncharacterized. The record is from RefSeq and is a predicted model, not a curated record. The annotation marks the transcript as partial. NCBI's taxonomy places the organism in Eukaryota, Metazoa, Arthropoda, Insecta, Hymenoptera, Formicidae. The transcript has a single exon.
AGGCGGAGAUGAGUCUUUCCCGCGGGGGUAUAAAGCGCCGGAGGGAAGACAAGAAGUUGAUGUUCUUGUUUGUUUGGUUGCAGGAGUUGAUGGGUGUGGAUGAGCGGGUGUUUGCGUGCAUGUACUGCGGUGCCUCGUUCCUCCACCAGAGCAAGCUGACGCGGCACAUCCUCUCGCACAGCCUCGAGUCGCUCAAGUACCGCGAGCAGGCGGCCCACCUGCAGCUACAGGCUCAGCUGGGCCUCGAACCCGGCAUGCACCUGCCGCCGGAGGCCCACUACCCUGCUGCGGGUACGAUUGAGCCGAUGGACUUCGAACUCGCGGCCCACUCGGACCCGACCUCCGGCGUCGUCCUCUGCAAGUUCUGCGGCAAGUCCUUCCCGGACGUCGGCUCG